GUGACUCAUUGUGUCUGUGGCGAGGUGUUGGGAGGGCCUAGGUCGGUGUGCAGUGCCCUUCGGCCGGGUUGAACCCCGAGUCAGCCGUGCUUGGUCGCCCGGCGUCCCCAGGCCGCUCCGGAGACUCACGGAAUAGUGCAGAAACCAAUAGAAGACAGUUGCUAGGACAGAAACUGCACCCUGACCCUGUUGGACCCCACCAGUUCACUGAGCCUGAAUGAUGACUGCUGAGUCAAGGGAAGCCACGGGUCUGUCUCCACAGGCUGCACAGGAGAAAGAUGGUAUAGUCAUUGUGAAGGUAGAGGAAGAAGAUGAGGAAGACCACGUGUGGGGACAGGACUCCAGCCGGCAGGAGACGCCACCACCGGACCCAGAGGUAUUCCGCCAACGGUUCAGGCGCUUCUGUUACCAGAACACUUUUGGGCCUCGAGAAGCUCUGAAUCGACUGAAGGAACUUUGUCAUCAAUGGCUUCGACCCGAAGUCAACACCAAGGAACAGAUCUUGGAGCUGUUGGUACUGGAGCAGUUCCUGUCCAUCCUGCCCAAAGAGCUGCAAGUCUGGCUGCAGGAGUACCGGCCUGACAGUGGGGAAGAGGCUGUGACGCUUCUAGAAGAUUUGGAACUUGAUCUGUCUGGACAACAGGUUCCAGGACAAGUUCAUGGGCCUGAGAUGCUUGCCAGGGGUGUGGUGCCUUUGGAUCCAGUUCAGGAGUCCUCAAGCUUUGACCAUCACAAAGCUGCCCAGUCUCGUUUCAAGCAUUCAUCUAGGAAGCCUCGUCUCUUAUCAUCCCGAGCUCUCCCUGCCACCCACGUUCCUGCCCCUCAUCAUGAGGGGAAUCCCAGAGACCAGGCGAUGGCAUCUGCACUAUUGACCGCAGAUUCCCAGGCAAUGGUGAAGAUCGAGGACAUGGCCGUGUCCCUCAUCCUGGAGGAAUGGGGAUGUCAGAACCUGGCUCGGAGGAAUCUGAAUAGGGACAGCAGGCAGAUGAAUUUGGGGAAUGUGUUUUCCCAGGGUUCUGAGAACAGGAAUGGGAAUGAGUCAACCUCAAAGGCUGAAGUCAAAGAAGAUUCCACCUCACAUGGGGAGAUUGCAGGAAGAUUCCAGAAGGAAUUUGGAGAGAAGCGGGAACAGCAGGGCAGAGUAAUCGAAAGGCAACAGAAAAAUCCUGAAGAGAAAACUGGCAAAGAGAAGAAAGAGCCUGGGCCACCUACAGCCAAGGAAAAAAAGCCCACCACAGGAGAGAGGGGCCCAAGGGAGAAGGGUAAAGGUUUGGGAAGAAGCUUCAGCCUGAGUGCAAACUUUAAUAAUACCACAGAAGAGGUUCCAUCGGGAGCAAAGACUCAUAGAUGUGAUGAGUGUGGGAAAUGUUUCACAAGAAGCUCAAGCCUUAUCCGCCAUAAAAUUAUCCACACUGGAGAGAAACCCUAUGAAUGUAAUGAGUGUGGCAAAGCCUUCAGUCUCAAUUCAAACCUUGUCCUUCAUCAGCGAAUCCACACGGGAGAGAAACCUCAUGAAUGUAGUGAGUGUGGCAAAGCCUUCAGUCAUAGCUCGAAUCUCAUCCUGCACCAGCGCAUUCACUCGGGAGAGAAGCCCUACGAAUGUAACGAGUGUGGCAAAGCCUUCAGCCAGAGCUCAGACCUCACGAAGCACCAGAGAAUCCAUACAGGGGAGAAGCCCUAUGAAUGUAGUGAAUGUGGAAAAGCUUUCAACCGAAACUCAUAUCUUAUUUUGCAUCGGAGAAUUCACACCAGAGAAAAGCCCUACAAGUGCACUAAGUGUGGCAAGGCCUUCACCCGGAGCUCAACCCUCACACUGCACCAUAGAAUCCAUGCCAGAGAAAGAGCGUCAGAAUACAGCCCAGCCUCUCUGGAUGCCUUUGGAGCAUUCCUGAAAAGUUGUGUGUAAAGCAGGAGUGAGUCAUCAAGCCAUUUCCCCCCUUUUGUUUCUGGAAUUAUGUCAGACCUAUGUGCCCAUCGAGGGAAAAGUAAUAGCACCAUCAGAUUGUUUGAGAAGUCACACUUCAGGAUCCCUAAGAGUUACAUUACCGUGUCCUGCCUUCAGGUGGUCUGUAGGCAUGUAAUUCUUAAAGUCCUUGCAAGAGAAAGCUGGUCAUGUAGAUAUUCUUCCACUCAAGAUAGAAGCACACACAGUAAAACGUCAAGCUUUCUAAUAAUGGGUAUACCUUUAAGGUUGCUUCCCAGCAACCACACCAUGUAGUUAAUGAGUCAAGAUUAGCUCUGUGAAUAAUAUACUGAAGUUAAGCCACUUGCUGCAAACAAACCCUACUUAGACAACCUGUAUUUCUCAAUGAAGAGAGAUAGUUAAGUACAAAAACUACAUUGGGACAUGCUGCUCGAGCAAGUUAUAUAUCCAGAAGGUUGUGUAUCUGAUCACUGGUAGCCUGCCAAAGCUAUAGAAAUCUAGGACUGUGCUGGUCAGAAUCAAACCAAAGAUUUCUAUCUCUUUCUGAAAGAGGGCAUAUGCACCAGUUUAUAGUUCCAAGGACUGUAACAAAUAUGGAUGAGCCUGCCCUCAUCAGUGACAUCAGUCCUACUGAAAUAGUAACAAUUCAGGAUGUUUCUCUGCCUCUUCAAUAUCCCUUAAAGCACUCUAGCACUCCUGAAUGAGCUCUCCACAAGUUAGCACUUGAUUGUAUAUUAUGUUUUCAUCCUUCAUCAUUCAGUGUUGGAAGCUUUUAUCAAUCACCACCCCCAAAAAAGAUGCUUCAGUUGUCAAGAAAUAGAGUUAUGUUCCUGACAGCACAGCACUGGAUGUAGUAGUAAACACACUCAAGGCACUCCUUAUGGCGGACUUCUAACAGAAUUAUCAUAUUUGUGAUAGAGUCUGUGAAUCAUGUGAGUACCUGAACUAUGGUACCUUCAGACCUAUAGGCCAUGCUAUAACGUAUUCUGAGGUCAAUGUUAUUUUUGUCCUAAAUAUAAAAGCUUGGUUAGUUACCUGCAGAGACUGCAAUAUGGAUCAGUAAGUAAAUACCACAGAAUGUCAGAAGUGAUGCUUGUCAUGCACUUAGAGAAGAAAACUAUGAACACUAACUAUAAAGUUUUUGUUUGUGUGACAUCAUUCCACAGCAAAGCCCUUGUUCUUGGCCAGAGUUCUUUUCAGUUAGCUGCUGAAUAGUGGUGUUUUGAGCACUUGCUGAGUUGUUCAAAACUUAGCUAAUGCUGUUCAAAAGAUGUGAUGGGUUUUUGUUGUUGUUCUUUUGUUUGAUUUUUUUUUUGUUGGGUUUUUAAAAUUUGUUUGUUUUGUUUAUUUCUCAGAGAAAGGGAAAGUUAAAGGGAGCAUUUUUCCCCCACGUUUAACCAGAAACUUGCAGAAGCAUCUGUCAUCAUUAGCCGGCAGUAACUGAAGAUGUCCUGUUGCGCUGAGUUCACCAUCGCACUGGUGUGGUUGGUUGUGCCAGUGUAUUUAAUAACACACAGUGUCUUUCCUAGUUUUCAAGAAAGACUAAAGUGAGGAAGUGAGGUUAGGGGACUUGAGCCUUUCCUGUCAUCUCUGCAGGUGGCUUGCCAGAAGCUCUUGAUGGAGACAUGACACGUACAGGAGAACCCAAGUAUCAAACUAUGCAGGUACUGGGGACUUGAACAGACAGCUUUAUUCAAGAAAGCAUUGAGAUAGUAUGGACAGCCCUACAGAGCCCUAGAAACAUAAGCUAAAGACAAACUUGAAGACUUGACAUGGAUACCCCACAUAUGGUUUGAGAUUUUCCCCUCAAGAAACAACUAAAAUCAUCUCGCACCAGUUGUUCGCUGGCCAGGAGCAAAAGUUGGUGAGAGACAGUAGCAGCAGGUCUCAUUAGGUUGGCAUCUGUGGCCUCUGCUCCAGGUCAAACUAGAAUCCUACAAGCAAUCACUGGUCCCCGUUUGACUUUAUUUCUUAGACCAAUCAUACAUCUCUGGUGGCAUCUGAGCUGUUUGCUUAGUGCUGCCUGUGAGUAUUCUAUCCACCAGCUGAAAAUCAGCAGAGCUACUCUGAAGAUUGCACCUGACUCACUUUCUGGAGUGAGGUGGAGGUAGAGAGAUGCUUUAAGGUUCUUCCUAAAGGACUGAGUCAUAGUGAUGGUAGACUUUUGUGUGAGAUCUCUGGCCUGCUUUAAAAAAAAAAAAAAAAAAAAAAAAAAGCCACUGAAAUAAGGUACAGGACUCCAGGAGCACAUCCAGAUACUGACUUUGAUCCCAAGAAAGGACUUUGGUCAUUUCCCUGUUGGCUGCUUAUAUACACAGACAAUUAACCACAUGCUGACAUACUUCAGCCAUUACUCUUUGUUCUUAAGUGAAAUUAAGACAGACCUGUGUUCCCAUCCCUCAUUUGAUUCCCAUUUUAUUGGGACAUCUUACUAUUAGUCACUGGGAUGGCUUCAGAUCUUCUACAGAUGCAGUCCUGGAGGCAGCAACCAUCUGAAGAUAUAUUUUACUUAGAAAUCAGACUAUAGGUGGUUAUCCAAAUUUCUUAGAUGCUCAGCAAUGUCACUGCAUCGUGGUCAAACAUGGUGACAUGUUGGUUAGUGCUCAGGCUAAUGAAUGGCCUGAGUGCUUUCUAGUUAACCAUCAGCAUGCCAGUUGACAUGAUGGAACUUUUAAGACUUUCUAAAUGUACUUUAUGACAAAAGUCAGAUUCUUCAAGUUGUGAACUUUCUACUUCAGCCUGGCAGGCAAGGCAAGCAUAGAUGUGAGACAACCUUAUAUGUAAAGCACUUACUAUUAAAGGCUUAGACGUGAGACUGUUAAAUGUGUGUAGAGAGACUGACAUGUUGAAUAUGUGGGGCAGUCCAUGCCUUACAUACAUCAGAGAAUUGAUUCCAGAAUGCGACCUAGUCUGAGUGUGACACCUGGCAAAGGUUACACUGUAAAUAAACUCUUUAUGUGAGGUCAGCUUCAUAGUACUCAUUGCUUUGGACAGGAAAUCUGGUCUGUUGCAGUCAUGCAAUAAGUUCCAGAAACUGCCAGGAGAGCUCAAUCUUAACUCCAGAGGAUCCACAGGAGAACCCAAGUGUGGGGAAUGCUAAAGAAACAGCAAAAACGUACAUCUUCUCACAAACCGUAAACAUUCAGUACCUCGAUGUAUUUUGUAGGCCAUAACGUCAGUGUGUCUUUGUUUCUCACCCCUCCUGUCAUUCUUUAUAUUCCUCAUAAACGUGUUCCAGUCCAUUGAGCAGAACCCAUUACCAGGGAAGGCGGGGAGAAAGUGAAGUUUUGGAUUAAUUAAGAAACUGUGGUUAUAAACAUGAUUAGGUCUCAGAACUAGGGAUGUGGAGGAAACUUCUUAGGUUGGUGUUUGUUGAACUGAGAAGUCUGUGAAAAGAGCUCAUUAGAACACUAAAGUGGAACUGUACAUGCCCCUUCCAAGCUGCCUGGUCUCUGUCACUCAAAGGGAAUGGGCGGGCUCUGGCUUGGAGGUGGACUGAGGGUCUUCUCCAUUGUUAAUAUAUUUGGGGAAAUACAUAAUCAACAGAGGCUAGGAAGUAUACCAGAAAGGCUAGUCUGCCCAGAUUCUGUGAACCGUGGUGCCAUAAUUCUGUUUUCCCAAUCAUAAAUCCUCUGUGCUUAGACAAGUAAGGACUCUGUCCACAGGAAGGGCUACUUUCCAGGAAACACAAGUGAGUCUUACAGGGAAGAGGAGCUAUCUCAGAGUCUGUAAAGCAUUGCAAGAUAUGCUUUUGCUUUCCUGCAAGGUCUUCUCCUUGUUCCCUAAUCUCUGGUAUAUUUGUGCUUAAGAGACAGUGUUUGAAAAUUCAUAGCUGCGAAUAUUUGUUGAUUUAAGAUUUUAUCUUAGAAUUUCCAGCUUUAUUUCCAGCAGGCAAUGCUGACCUGCUUAUCAAAAGGGAACUUAACCAGGCUCAUCUUGCCAUCCUCAUGGAAGACUCCUUUUGUCACUGCAGUGACAUUGCUAAGACACUCAAGACAGCAAGCUUGCCACAAGAGCCAUUUUCUGUGUCCCACUAUGAGCAACUCUCAGAAGUCUGAAGAAGGACUAGGGCUGUGGUUCCCCCAGCACUUCAUGGAAAGGAUACAGUGGCACAUGCCUGUAAUCUCAGCACUGGGGAAGUAGAGGCAAGAAGAUUGGGAAUUCAUCCUCUGUGACAUAGCAGAUUUGAGACCAGCCUGAACUGAAGUGAUCCUAUCAAAAACACCCCCCCCCCAUAACUAUGUAUGUGUGUAUGUGUAAGGGAUCCAGGCAUGGUGGUACAUUCCUUUAAUCCCAGCACUUAGGAAGCUGAAACGGAGAUCACAAGUUCACAGCCAGCCUGUCUCCAAAGAAAUAGGAAUGUGCAGUUAUUUCCCAUUAGGGAAACAAAGGCCUGUGUAUGAAAUAUAGAACCAGAGAGGCAAACUUAAAUGAUACAAAUAGAUCACUUCAUAGAAGUCAGAGUAGAUUUUUAUUUCAAUUACUACUGGAAGCAAUGAGCAUUGUUGGACAAGUUUUCCUAACAUAGAUCCAGGCUUUGCUCUUAGUAUGGAAACACUACUGUUAGUUUUGCUAUUCAUAUUUUUUUAUGUCUGAAAAUACCUGUCUUAAAACAAACUUGAAGUUAUAGGUAAGGUAAGCCAUCACCAGUACUGCAGGUCAAACAUAAGUUUGGGAAAUUGUUUUGAUAUCCCAUAAUACUAAUGUUCUAGUAGUUUUUUAUUACCUGGUUUUGUUUCCUAGUUGAUACCCCCAAUCCCAUGUUUCCCUAUAAUAUUCUAUAUUCUAAACAGCAAAAUGACAAGUGAAGUUUACUCAGCUCUAAGCUGUGGUUCCAAAUGAAAAAAGUCACAGUCUGCUGUGAAAAAAGUCACAGUCUGCUGUGAAAAAAGUCACAGUCUGCUGUGAAAUUAAGAGUUGAUUUCUUUGUUUAAUCUGGGAGGUUGUGAUAAAACCCACUUACAAAAAGUGACUCAAAUUACUUGAGCAUUAGCCAAAUUAAUUGAUCCUUGAAAUGGUCUCUGUUCACAAGCACUCUUGAGGUUUCUGAAGGACUGGAAGAGGCUGGACCAAAACUUGGAUUUCAUUCCAGUUGACACUGGGGCUGAGUCCUGUUGGUCCACAAAAGGACAACCAGCCACACUGAGUCUUAUUUACCCUGUAGUCUCCAGCAUGUUACAAGAGAAUGGCCAAGGAAGGUUUAGCAGCCUCGUGAUCUAAGAGGGUUGCUGAGGCCAGAGAAGCUUGGUUGCGGGUUGGGCGGGUGCUUGCUCACUUUCCUCUCCAUCUUAAUUGGUAACAGCUUGAAGUUUCCAGUCUGCCCUAGCUGGACUGGGGAUGUGAGACUUACCUGGAAUCCCUCAGUGAGGGGUGUGGCUCACUUAAGAGCAUUUACAUAGAGUACCUCAUGAAUGUGAGUGACCCCAGGACGUGGUGCAGCUCUUGCCUAGAACGCUCUGGUGAGGGGUUGGAGUGUGCCUAAGCAGUAGAUAGAGCAUUUGUAGACUACCCUACUAGUGGGUGGCUAUGCUGUGUCUCAGGAGUGGAGAGCGAUCGCCUAGCAUAUGCAAGUCCCUUGGGUGUAAUCUUCUGCACUGCCCCCACCCAAAAAGAGUUCUUACGUUCUCACAGGAGGAAUAUUGUGAUUAAACAGAAAAAAAAAAUGUCCUAAGAAUGCGAGCGUUAAGGGUUAGGGUGGUUGUGCAAGCAAAAUUUUAAGUUGAGUGUAUUUUUAUAAACUUUCAGUUAAGGAUUAUUACAACCAGGUCAACAUGAUUAGCCUAAAUUUAUAGAGAGAGUUAACUCAGGCACUGUCUUUUUGUCCAUAGGCUAUAGAUAAACCAUCCUGUUUCGUCUAUUCCCGGCAUAUAUUAGAAUAAAUUAGACCCAAAGAAGAAACUUUGUAUGCCAGCAGGAUUAAAAUCAUUGCUGUUAAAAAGUGGAUCUUUGAUUUGACCAGCUUCUGAAGAGUCCAGAUGCUUAGUAGAUGUUCAAUAAAUAAUUUUAAAGUGGAAUUUGUAUUAAAUCCUCAUUCGUUUUUCUACAAAGGUUCC
This is a messenger RNA of Arvicanthis niloticus (Nile rat), 7977 nucleotides long. NCBI's taxonomy places the organism in Eukaryota, Metazoa, Chordata, Mammalia, Rodentia, Muridae. The record is from RefSeq and is a predicted model, not a curated record.